Molecule: messenger RNA, 6071 nt
Organism: Leptomonas pyrrhocoris
Lineage: Eukaryota; Euglenozoa; Kinetoplastea; Trypanosomatida; Trypanosomatidae
Exons: 1
Coding region: 222-6071 (1949 amino acids)
Biological process (GO): RNA processing
Cellular component (GO): intracellular anatomical structure
Molecular function (GO): RNA binding
Source: RefSeq, a predicted model, not a curated record
AGUGCUUUUAUUUGGACUACAAACAACUCGCUUUUGUCGUUAGUAUCACACUAGCCGGUUUGUUGUCGGGCACUGCCGCGUCGCUCAACUCUUUGUAGUGGUGCUUGUUGAUCUGCCUUGACAGAUUAAAAACCCGAAAUACCAACAAACAUAAAAAGAGAAGGUACCGCAGGCCGAUAAGAGCCUCGUGGGUUAAUUAAGAAGACCAACGACGAGGAAGCAUGUCUUGUAGCCUGGGCACGUACCCAUCCAGGCGGCAGGUGGCACCGGUGGCUUCCGUAAGCGCCUUACGUGCGGCGGCGGAACGCCUGCAGAACGCUGCUGCCGCCGGCGGAGGCGUCUUCGACUCCAGGCGUCCCAACUACGUUCUCGACGUCCCCGUCAGCGCCAUCGACGUGGAUCGCUGGGAGACACGCUGGCGCGAGGCGAAGGGCACAUCGUCGUCGCUCUUCUCCUCCUCUUCUGCGGGCGGUGCUGCGGUCUUAGGCGCCGGCCAGGGUUUGCGUGCUGAGCCGUCCUUUCAAACCGCCUCCGUCGCCUACGCUGCGCACCACCCCGCCGCCACCAGCGAUGGUCGUGUGAAUGAAACCGACGCAUCAGGUGGUGCCGUGUCCACGCCGACCCGGCAUCUCGCACCGCUCCCCCCGUUUGUCUUUGCCGCGGUCAAGACGCUGCCCAUGACGCAGCUGCUGAAGCUGCGCCGACAGUGGCUGCCGCAUCGCCAGCGCUUCCCGGUGCAUCAGCAGCGCAUGGGCUUCUUGGAUGCAGUGCUGAAUCACGCGGUGGUGGCACUCGUCGGGCCUGCCGGCAGCGGACGGACCUUGCAGGUACCGAUUGUGCUUUCCGAGACGGAGGUGCUGAAGCGGCGGCGGCUCAUUGUCGUGAGUGCGAAUGCCACGGCGGCGCGACUGACGGUGCUGCGCCUGCGCGAGGAACGCGGCGAGGACGUGCACGCGUCGCGGACGGUCGCUGCCGCGCUCCCCAACUUCAUGGAGGUAAGCGAGAGCACCAGUGUGGUGGUCACCACGGCGGAGGUGCUGCUCCGGCAGCUCCUGUGCGAUCCGUGCCUCGAGGACGUUGGGUGUGUCGUGCUGGAUGACGCGCAUUUCCGCGAUGAGUCGACGGAGCUCUGCCUGGCCCUCCUUCGCGAUUUACUCACGGUACAGCAGCAGGCGGAGCAGCAGGAAAACACAAGCGCAGCCGCGGGCAUUUCCGGCGCUGGAGUCGCAGGAGCGGAGGCGGCGCAGACGAGCCCGGAUGCGCGGCGUGGGCGGAAGCUGCACCUCGUGCUAAGCUGCCCAGAUGAAGCGAGCGCCUCUGCGCUGCUCGCCUUCCUCGCCCCCUCCCGCUGCAAAGCAACUACGUUUACCCUUCAGGCCUCCUCCUCGCUGCUCGCGGCCGCCUCCACGCUCUACCUCGAGGAGACGGUGCAGUGGUUACAGAAGUGUGCGAAGGAGGGCUGCUGCCUCGUGCGCGACGGCGCCGGCAGCACGGUCGAGACGGCGCUGCUCUCCUACGCAGAUAACGUGGACGCCGUGGCGCGCAUCAUGGCCGCCGGCGACGCCGAGUUCACACAACCCACCGCGUUUCGGCAGUACUGGCUGGCUUUGAUUCGGGAAUGCGUGGAUCAGUACGACAAGGCGGACCGGCAAGCCCGUAGCAGUCGGGCUGUCAGCGGUGGUCCCGCAUCUCCCAUGCCGGCCAUCUUGAUCGUGGCCCCGAACAACUACUACGUGCACGUCAUUUCAAGCGCCUUGCAAGAGGCACAGAAGGAGGCGGCGGAGGACGAUGUCGUGGCGCAGCGUGUGUUCACGCCACUCGCCGAGGACGUGCCGUUCGCGAACUUUGUGUCGAUGGCGCAGCGCACCGUCGUGACGGACGUUCGCCAGCGCUGGAUUGUGGUGGCGACGAGUGAGCUCAGCCAAACGGUGCUGCCGUCCAACCUAGAUGUUGGCCUGGCGGUGGACUGUGCGCGCAGCACAUACACCGCCGUGGACGCGGCGACGAUGGCGGACACCUGCGUCACCGAGUACAGCAGCAUUGCCCAGCUGCGGUAUCGUCGACGACUGGCCAAGGUGAUGGCCGCGGAGAAUGCAGAUGCGCAAAGCGCGCCGGUCGUCAUCCAGCUCAUUCCCAAGUCUGUCCUCCACAGCGCACAGCACCGUCGGCUCAACGCCGAUCCGGCCCAGCACGUUGUGUUCCGUCUGCCCUUUCACCGUUACGUGCAGCUCUAUCAAGCGUUGCAGGCACGCGAGGAGGCACUGCUGGCGCAACGCGCGUCCGUCGCGGCGAGCCUCGGUCGCAGCCCCUAUCAGAAUAAUAGCAACGAGAGCAGCCCAACCGUCGCGGCGAAGAUCUCGAACCUCCUCUCCGCUCUCCUGAUUGGUAUGCCGGCGGCCACCGCGAAUAAGUACGAGACGCUCCGUCGAGUGAUGACCUCGGUGGAGUCGUACCUGCGUGCCGCGGCCCACAUCGCGGUGGACAACGACGCAGGCUCCAUCACCAACGGCCGUCUUGUUCUCCAGCCCAUCGGUGUUCUCGCCCUGUGUCUGCCGGUUCCCCUUCCUGUUGCACGGCUGUUGGUCGUCGGGUCUCUCCUGCGGCCGUCCGUGGCGGCGCUGACCGCCAUCGGUGCGCUAUGGUGCUGCAGCGACCUCCUCUCGCUUCAGGGCGUCGGCGGUGUUCGCGUGGGGGACGCUUCUGACGCGGCGCGCGAGGCGGUGGCGGAGCAGGCGGCUCUCCUCAGCGAGGCCCGUCUUUUCUUCUCGCGCGACUCGCUGAGCGACGUCGUCGUGGCCUUCCACGUGUAUCAGAUGUGGUGCUCGGUGCGCGGCAAACCCGAUGCGGAGAGGGACUUCUUAGAGGAGUGCGGAGUGUCGCUGCACGUGCUGACGUCCGUCUUUGAGACGCAGGUGGGCAUGUGUGCCGUGCUGCGCUCCUUCGGGCUUCUCGCGGCGCCGCCUGGCGGUGACGGCGGUGACCACAUCCCCACCAGCAGCAUCAGCGGUGUGGACCGCGCGGAGUCGGCGGCGGAGAGGGCGCUGCGUGGCUGCAUCGCCUCGUUGCACAACACGGCGGAGGCGGCUGCACAGCUGCGCGAGGUGUUGGGCGUUGCCAUGGCGGCCCUCUCACCGGAGGUGUCUUCAAGUCGCGCCCUGCACGCCUGUGUGACUGCUGCGUUGUACCCGAGCUGCGUUGUCCCCACCGGCGAGAACGGCAUCGGUCUCCUCUACGACGCCGUGUCGGCCACAGCCGGGACGGGCGCUGAGGCAGCCGCUGGCGGUCCUGCGUGGGGCACCCGGCGCGUUGCGAGUUUCGCGCAGGACUCCCUGCUCGCCGACCCCGGUCAGGGUGCGAAGGCCGCGGGCAGGCCUUUUCUGUUUCUCGCCAAGGCCAUUGCGGACGACACCGCACGCGACGCGGCGGCGGCCACGUCGACCACCACCUCGGCUGUUGUGGAGCAGCUCAACCCGUUGCACGAGGCCGCCGCGCUCGUCUUCUGCGGGCACUCCUACGAACGUCCUCGCAAGGUACCGCUGCGGUGCCGUGGGUGGUCGUCGGUGCUGACGAAGAGCUGGCGGGAGACGCGUCGUGCACGGGGCCUCCCGCCCGUCGCGCAGCUCCCGCCAACCUCCAUUGCCGUUCAGUCGUACGACACGGUCCACUGCCAGCAGGUGGUCUGCAUGAUGGACCAAAACUUCUCCUUCACGAUGCGGGCAACCACGUCGAGAUGGCUGCAGCAACUGCGCACCCACGUGCGCAUUCAACUCACCGCAGUGGUGCGUGGCGCCGCUUUACGGGGCCAGCCAAGCACGAAAGAGACGGCGGCGAUGGCGGCUGCGUAUCCGGCCGUGGCGGCAGAGGUGGCAGACGCCUGGGCCUGGUGGGAGCGUCGCCACGCCGAAGGCAGGGAGUGGCUGCGCGAGGAGCGGGCGUUGGUCGCCCAUCAUGAAGAAAACAAGCCGAAGAACAACGGCAAGGACGAGGAGACGGCGCCGUCGCCGUCUGAUGCCGCCAAGACAGCCAGCCUCCGUCAGCAGCUCUACGGCUAUUACGCGUGGCAGCUGCACCCCGGGGCACCGGCGGCGGUGGUGGUGCCGACAAGCGCGGAUCGCAGAGCGGCCGCAAAGAACGCAGCGGCAGCGUCGGCCGCCAGUGCGGCGGAUGCGGCGGCCGAAUCGAAGGCGGCGGCGGAGGACAACGAGGAGGCCGGCAACGCGGACGGUGGUCUGCCAGCGACGUACACCGGGAAGCUUCCCCCUGCCGACGUGGAUCACAUCUUUCGCCAGUGCGCGAAGAGUAUGGCGGCGAAAGGCACCCGCGAGGCCGAGGCGCGGCUGCUGCGCGACAGCCCUGACAUGUUCUCCUUCCUCAACCCCGAGGACCCCUACCACGAGUACUACCUGUACCUGUUGCGGCAGGCCGCGCCGGAUAUGGAGGUGCUCGGCGACAAUCUCGAGGAGCUCAUUAGCUUUCUCGAGUCGGUGGAGGUGGAGCUGCGGGAGGAGUUGGGCUACACCGAUGCUGCUGCCACCGCGGCGGACGGCAGCGCCGGUGGGGUGUUGGGGGAUGAGGACCCGAGUACGUACAACAGCGGGGGCGGGGCGAGCAUGUGGGGUGGUGCGAAGACGGGCAUAUACGAGGUACACGACGUGGUGGAUGGCGACGGAGUGGACGAGGACGGGGACAUGUACGCCGGCGACGGCGGUGGGCUGCAGCUCGAAUCGGCAGCGGUGAAUUUGAAGAAGAACGUCGGCCCUACGUUGGCGGAGCAGAUUGAGCAGGCGCGGCGGGCGCAGGAGCACCCGACAGCCACCAAUGCGGGCAGCAGCAGCAUCAGCAACAGCGGGGCUGCGACCUCAGCGGCGGUGUUUCCCAACAUGACGACCUCGACCUCCACGGCGACAACGGAUGGGAUGCGUGGCACCGCCGCCGCCGCGGGAGCUGCGACCACGCCGUUUGUCUCGACAAACGCCGGCGAGACCUUGGCAGAUAAGUUGAAAGCGAUGCAGAUGGCCGCCAUGCAAGGCGCUGCCGGCGGUGCUCCAGGGUCCUUCUCUAGUACAAACACCUCCUACGCUGACGGAGGGCCCGACGUCGAUCGGAGAAACGAUGAUCCGGCGGACUUUGUGGUGCCGCAGCCCACCGCCGCCGAUCUACUCGCUGCGAUCAAUUUUGGCGGUGAGGGCGGUGCGACGGACUUCGCACCGGCUCCCCCCGCAACGCAGCAACCGCAGCGGCAGUACUACGACUACGGCAGCAGUCACGCCCCGCCGAACGCUGUCUUUCAGGCGCCCACGACAGAAGAGCUGAUGGCGCUGCUGGGCACAACGCUGCCGCCUUCCUCAGGCGGCCUGCUCGACUCCGUGGGUGGGGCCGGGAGUGUGCUCGGGAUGCUGGGGACGUCCUCCCCCACGCCCCCUGCCUUCUUCACCGGGGCGGCGACGGCGAACCCGCUCUUCCGACCGCCUCCUGCGAUCCCCGCCAAGGCGCUGGAGGAGCGCCCGCCGUCGGUGCUCAUCUACCCUAUCCCCAACUGCAGACUUCACGGCGGCAACGUUCGUCUCCUACUCGCCAAGAGUUUAGGCGAGGCGCUCAAUAUGCGUGUGGGCCCCACCGUCAUCGUCGGCCGCGUGGCCCGCAUCGACGUACCAAACCGCAACGUCGAGGCCCGCGCGCUCGCGCUGCAGAAGUUCCAAUGCGCGGAGCAGACGGUGUACCUCCUGCGCAACGACCGCAUCAUCGACGACCCGACACGCGAGAAGCGGGAGCGACGACAGCGGCAGCAGGAGCGUGACCGCCAGGCCGAGGAGCGCCACGAGCGGCAGCAGCGGCGUCGCGGCGAAGACAAGGGCGGUGCACGACACGUGCUGGACCCCACAAGUCCAGAUGCCUACGCCGACCCGAGCGCGUACGUGGAGACGGCACCAGUGACCUCCGCAGCGGCGGGGGCGGCAUCGUCGGCACCAGCGCUGCGCAUUGGUGUGUUGUCGUCGACGGAGGAAGACGAGGACGACAGCGACAGCUCCUCCUCUUCGUCCUCCUCUUCGUCGUCGUCGCAUUCGGAGUAG